Messenger RNA from Drosophila simulans, 4695 nucleotides. Its product is annotated as mitochondrial-processing peptidase subunit alpha. Lineage: Eukaryota; Metazoa; Arthropoda; Insecta; Diptera; Drosophilidae. The transcript has 6 exons. The record is from RefSeq and is a predicted model, not a curated record. Bases 156 to 1826 code for a protein of 556 amino acids. Gene Ontology annotation, molecular function: metal ion binding; metalloendopeptidase activity. Gene Ontology annotation, cellular component: mitochondrion.
ACACUUAUGUCUAGAGCACAAGAAGAAGAAAUCAACAUUUUUUUCUUCGAAAUUCAUUCGUUUAAAAGCGUAAAAAAAAUGUGUUUCUGAAUCAAAUUCAAAUAUAAUUCAUAUAAUUCUGUAAAUACCGUUACAAAACCCAAAAUCACCAACACAUGAUGAACGGGCGCAGCAUCGGCAUGCUGAAAAAGCUCAGGCACACCUGGCGCACGUUUCCACGCCUCAUGGCCACCAAGGUGACCAGUCUGGGUGGCGAUGAGGUGGGCAGUGGCACAGGAAUCGGCCAGAUCACCGGCGGCGUGCGUACGAGUGAUGGGCCACAGAAGGUGAACACGCCUUCCAAGGAGAUUGUCACCCACCUGCCUCCUCUCACCGAGCCACUGCCCAACCUGCCCGAGGCCGUUUACGCAUCUCCUCUGGCGGAGAGCGCCAUUACGAAGGUAACGACGCUGCCGAAUGGCCUGCGAAUCGCCUCGGAACCGCGAUACGGACAGUUUUGCACUGUGGGCCUGGUUAUCGACUCCGGGCCGCGCUACGAAGUCGCGUACCCCAGCGGCGUGUCGCACUUUCUCGAAAAGCUAGCCUUUAAUUCCACAGUCAACUUUCCCAACAAGGACGCCAUACUUAAGGAGCUGGAGAAGAACGGAGGCAUUUGCGACUGUCAGAGCUCGCGGGACACGCUCAUUUAUGCCGCCAGCAUCGACAGCCGGGCCAUUGAUUCCGUGACGCGUCUGCUGGCGGACGUGACUUUGCGGCCGACACUUAGCGAUCAGGAGGUGAGUCUGGCCAGGCGUGCCGUAAACUUUGAGCUGGAGACUCUGGGCAUGCGGCCUGAGCAGGAGCCCAUACUGAUGGACAUGAUCCACGCGGCAGCCUUCAGAGACAAUACCUUGGGCCUGCCCAAGCUAUGUCCCCUUGAGAACCUGGACCACAUAGACCGCAAUGUUCUGAUGAACUACCUUAAGUACCAUCACUCUCCCAAGCGCAUGGUCAUCGCUGGUGUAGGCGUGGAUCAUGAUGAGCUGGUUAACCAUGUGCAAAGAUACUUUGUGGAUGACAAAGCCAUCUGGGAAACGGAAGCCCUGGAGGACUUGGGACCCAAGCAAGUAGAUACGUCUAUUGCACAAUACACUGGCGGAUUAGUAAAGGAACAAUGCGAAAUCCCAAUUUAUGCGGCCGCUGGGCUACCAGAGCUGGCCCACGUAAUUCUCGGGUUUGAGGGCUGUUCCCACCAGGACAAGGACUUCGUUCCCUUGUGCGUCCUGAAUAUCAUGAUGGGCGGUGGUGGAUCCUUCUCCGCAGGCGGUCCUGGCAAGGGCAUGUACUCGCGCCUGUAUACCAAGGUGUUAAACCGCUACCAUUGGAUGUACAGUGCCACGGCCUACAAUCACGCUUACGGCGACUGCGGUCUCUUCUGUGUUCACGGUAGCGCACCGCCACAGCACAUGAACGACAUGGUCGAGGUGCUGACCCGCGAGAUGAUGGGCAUGGCCGCAGAGCCAGGCCGUGAAGAGCUUAUGCGCUCGAAGAUCCAGCUUCAGUCCAUGCUGCUGAUGAAUCUGGAGUCGAGACCCGUUGUGUUCGAGGACGUGGGCCGCCAAGUGCUGGCAACGGGGCAGCGAAAACGACCGCAGCAUUUUAUCAAGGAAAUUGAAAGUGUAACUGCCGCCGAUAUUCAACGCGUUGCUCAACGUCUCCUGAGCUCCCCGCCUUCUGUGGCCGCCCGCGGCGACAUCCAUCAUCUUCCCGAGAUGAGCCACAUAACCAAUGCGUUCAGUGGUUCAGGACGUACCGGUCUGGGACGUAGGCUUUCCUUGUUCAAAUAGCGCUGGGUGUGAGACCGCCUCCAUUGGAUAUCAUUUCGCUUUGUUUACAAUAUUAUGCGAAGGGCAACCGUGUUAAGUUUAAAUUGGCUAAAAACCAAAAUUCCCAAAAAUUCGACUCGUUUAUUUUAUUUGCUUCUUUAAUGAUGUUUUUAAUUAGGAACAAACCUCAAAGACAGGGGAAUCUUUGUCCUGAUAGCAAAGGGGAGAAUUACAUCUUCUAUAUGAGCGAUUUAUUAAGAUAACCCAUUACAUUUUAACACCGCUCCCACGAUUCUCUUACUAAAGUUGGACCCCUACUUCUAUAGCAUCCGCGAAGCUGUUCAUCCCUGUGAAGAUUGGGAAGACACCGAGGAACACUUCUUUAAUCGGCGCUUGCACUUCGGAGAAGAGGUUGAGCCAUCGCUAUCACUGCUGCUGCUGCUGCUACUUCCACUUCUGUUACUUUUUAAGGGCACUAGAAAUGAAAAGGAUACCUAUAGGUACUUGUGGAUUGUGAUCCACAAGUGUGGAUAGUGAUGUGUCACAUCACUAUCUAUUAACUUACUUGUUGGACUCUUGGGAGCAGUGCUUUCAAAGUCUUCGUCUUCCGGCAACUCGUCACUGGAAAUGUUCUCGUGCAUGCGAUAUUGCUUAGGAAGAUGGCUCUCAUCCUGAAGCGGUGUCGCAUAUUUGGGUCGCUUGAUUUUUUCGUCUUGGGGCUGCCGAUCACUGUCGUUGUCCAACUCGUUGCCAGUUUGUUUCUUUAUGCUCUUGGCGAUCACGCGCUUUUGGUGAUCCAGCUGGGGAAACAGGUCCCUCGAGUUCUCCAGCGCUUGCUUAGCGGCGUUCAUCUCCGCCUGCUGAAUGGAGGAGCCACUUGAAGUGGCCAACCGCUUUGAGCGGAAAUAAACGGCCACCUUGUAUACCCGCGUAUUGGUUGGACCACUGGCCUCCACCACCUUGUAGUAGGGAAUGUCCGGCUCGCCGCCAUCCAUUGUGCGAAGGGUGAGGCAGCACUGCUGCAGCUUCGACUUGGGAUCGUUCCAGUCCUGAUUCAUGAUAAACAGCUGGAGUCGCGGGAACAAACAUACGUGGCAAAACUGCUCACAAUACAGGAGACCCUUGUCAACGUACAGGGCGCCGAGGAAUGCCUCCAGCAGAUCGGCACGAUCUUUAGUCUUCAAGUCAGCCUUGGGAUUGGCAUACACGGCAUAUUUGGGCAUUCCCAAGUCAUCGCAGACCACCGCUUGAGUGCGGUUAUUGACCAAUGAGGAGCGUAGGAGGGACAAGUGGCCCUCGUGGUGCUCAGGGAAGUGACGAUACAGGUACUCCGAACAAAUCAGCUGCAGCACCGUGUCGCCCAAGAACUCUAAUCGCUGAUUGGACCCAAGGGUCAAGUGGGUGAAUCCAAUGGAGCGAUCGGUAAACGCACGAGCCAAAAGCCGAAUGUGCUUAAACUUGAUUCCAAUUGAGUCCUCGAAUUUCGUUAACUCCUUAAGCACACGGUAGGAAUCAAUACAGCUGCGAUCCCCAAGUGGCUCUUGUUCCUGCAACGGGUGCUCCGGCAGAUUCUUCCAGAUACUCAGCAGUUUCUCGUCCUGCCGGAAGAGUGCAUCCGUGAACACCUCAUCUGCCACCUUGAUUCCACCAUCCAACAGAAGCGCCCCCAUUAGCGCUUCAAAACAGUUGGCCAUGGCGUGACGCAGUUCCAACUCGUGGCACAGAUCGGAUCCGUGUGCGUACAGCAUAAACUCUUCCAGUUGCAGCUUUUUGGCCAACAGAGCCAAGUGCUGGUUUUGGACAAUUGCCGCUCGGUAAGUGGCCAAACCACCCUCCUCCAGUUCAGGGAACAUAAAAAACAGAUGGAUCGAGCUGAGGAAUUCUACCACAGCAUCACCGAGGAACUCUAGUCUCUCGUUGUGGGUUAUGUUCGAAACAGUCUCUUGAUCCUUGCCAAAUCUGGACAUAAUGCUCACUAAGGUGUUGAUACCCCGCUUGCGUGUGUUCAUGUAAUGGAUCUUGCGAUCUCCAUACUCCGGCUGACGAAUUCCGCAGUUAGUCAGCGAAUUGCGGGCGUGAUCCGGAUUGGUACCGUAGUUCUCCUUGUAUGAGGGAUGCGUAAGUGCCAAUUGGAGAAGGUACCGAUUUUUAAAGCGGUACCCGAUACUCUCCUCUAGCAGGUCCAGCGACUUGUGAAAGCGAAGGUGACCAGUUAGGACAGGAAUCAACAUGGCAUGCUGCACAACGUCGCACAUAAUGCCAGUGCGAUAGAAGCCCUCCGAGCUAAUCGCCACUGUGAUAUUUCGUUUCAUGCGCCCCUGAGUUCUCAUCUCCUGAAGACGUUGCUCCUUCUCCUCUAGCUUGCGCUUGUCCUUGAAAGAGGGCUUCGACAUGUUGGCCAUCAGAUGACGGUACUUAACGUACUCUCGCCACGCCUUCUGGUACUCUGGAUUUCCCGCGUAGCUUAGCUGCGGAUGACAAAUGCCGAAGUGCACGAUCGCUGGGUGUGAGAUUCCAGUCUCGCGAUCUACGCACUCGGGCAAAUCGGAGUUAUUCCUGUCCAAUUGGUCAACACGCAGCGAACACGGCUUAUAACCCGGCUUAGUGACCAGCAUUCCCUUUAUGAAGUCCACGUAGUUUUGCCACUCGCUCUGACUAAUCUGGUUAAGAUGCAGCAGUUGCUGCCGUUCCACGAGCUGUGCAGAAUUAUCCAGCAAGUAACGGAGUACUUCGACCAUGGCCAAAACCUCCUUUCCAUUAUCUGGCAGGUCGCGGACGAAACGCGGAAAGAAGUGAAAAGCUGGGCAGGAUUCCUCAACGCUUCCGGACGCUAAGUUGGGCAUUAGAUUAAAGUCUACCAGCUCCAGCAGUUCAUGAAACAGGUAUUUGA